GUGGUGUGAAUUGAAACUGACUGGUCAUGGGGGAUGCUGCCGCGCCGUGUCGCUCUGCCCAAUGCGCAGGUGUCGGUGGGUGGAGUGUAGCGACCACUUUCCGCUUGUCGCGCGCGCUCCUCCAAUUUCCUGGGCAGUGAGUGACGGCAACUUGAUGUUGCGCCAAGCAAUGCAGUGGAGCCAGCGGCAGUCGUUUUCAUUCCACAGAUCGCUUACGCAAAAGCCAGGACAAUACAGUUCAGUGCACAAGGCAUGUGAGCUUUGCACAGUACCCGAGUCAGAUUGUGUUGGACGCGGUAACGCGUAAAGUGUUGAACAGUCGCCAAGGAUACAGUAAAAUGAAGAGGCAGUGGGUUU
Molecule: messenger RNA, 357 nt
Organism: Closterium sp. NIES-67
Lineage: Eukaryota; Viridiplantae; Streptophyta; Zygnematophyceae; Desmidiales; Closteriaceae
Source: the annotation of a GenBank genome assembly